Messenger RNA from Aethalodelphis obliquidens (Pacific white-sided dolphin), 3462 nucleotides. It is a transcript of the gene KHNYN, whose product is annotated as KH and NYN domain containing. Gene Ontology annotation, cellular component: nucleus; cytoplasmic ribonucleoprotein granule. The transcript has 8 exons. Lineage: Eukaryota; Metazoa; Chordata; Mammalia; Artiodactyla; Delphinidae. The record is from RefSeq and is a predicted model, not a curated record. Gene Ontology annotation, molecular function: mRNA binding; RNA endonuclease activity. Bases 259 to 2271 code for a protein of 670 amino acids.
UCGGUGCAGGCCCAGCCCCGGGAGGGGCCCAGCUGACUCCGCCCCCGGCCAGGAAGUGACUCAAAAAACUGUUCGUGAUGUGGGGAAGAGAGGUCCCCGUUGGGUGAGGAAUCGGGAAGGCCCGCCCAGAUUCGGGCCCCCCGCCUUUCUUCCCUGGGCCGGGGGCGCGGGCGAAGCUGGGGCCGGCGGGCACCGAGCGGCGCCGGCGGGACUGAGGCCGCAGCGGGCGGCGAGGCGGGGCUGGGCGGCCAAGGAGCCAUGCCUACCUGGGGGGCUGGCUCCCCGUCCCCUGACCGUUUUGCGGUGUCUGCGGAGGCUGAGGACAAGGUGCGGGAACAGCAACCCUAUGUGGAGCGCAUCUUCAGGGUGGGGAUGAGCGUCCUCCCGAAGGACUGUCCUGAGAACCCUCACAUCUGGCUGCAGCUGGAGGGCCCCAAGGAGAACGCCAGCAGAGCCAAGGAGUACCUGAAGGGUCUCUGCAGCCCAGAGCUACAGAAUGAAAUUCAUUACCCACCCAAACUGCACUGCAUCUUUCUGGGAGCCCAGGGCUUCUUCCUUGAUUGCCUGACUUGGAGCACAUCAGCCCACCUGGUGCCGGGGGCGCCCGGCUCGCUGAUGGUCAGCGGCCUGACUGAGGCCUUUGUCAUGGUCCAGAGCCGAGUGGAGGAGCUGGUGGAGCGGCUGAGCUGGGACUUUCGGCUGGGGCCAUCCCCUGGAGCCUCCCAGUGUGCUGGAGUGCUGAGAGAAUUCUCUUCUCUGCUGCAGUCCCGGGGGGAUGCCCACACAGAGGCCCUGCUGCAGCUGCCCCUUGCUGUCCAGGAAGAACUGCUGAGCCUGGUGCAAGAGGCAUCCAGGGGGCAGGGGCCCCAAGCAUUCCCGUCCUGGGAGUGGGGGAGCCCAGGUCUGCUGGGUGCUCAGCACCAGGGAGUCAGGAGUCCCCUGAGUGACAGCAGGGAGUCUCUGGACACAGGACCUGCAGGGUGGCAGGAGUCACGGGGAGAGAGAUGUGCUAUGGAGAAGGAGGGGACAAAGCACGGUGGUCCCAGGGAGAUGGAUUUGGGGUGGAAGGAGUGGCCCGGGGAAGAGGCCUCGGAGAGACAAGUGGCCUUCAGGCCACAGUCAGGAGGAGGAGAGGCAGGGCAGGCAGUGCCUCUGAAAGGGAAGGCCCUGGGGAAGGAGGGGGUGCCUCAGGAAAGAGGAAGGUUCUGGGUCCAGGGCGCCCCUCCUGGCACCCAGGGCCCCUGUCAGAAGGCAGCCCAGCCCCGGGGAGCCUCCCUCCUGCAGCGGCUCCAUAAUGGGGAAGCCUCACCUCCAAGAGUGCCCAGCCCCCCACCGGCGCCUGAACCCCCUUGGCACUGCGGAGAUCGAGGGGACAGAGGAGACAGGGCAGACAAGCAGCAGGUCGUGGCUCGAGGUCGGGGGUCUCCGUGGAAACGAGGCACCCGGGGGGGUAAUUUGGUGACUGGCACACAGCGUUUCCAGGAGGCCCUCCAGGACCCUUUCACUCUGUGCCUUGCCAAUGUGCCAGGCAAGCCAGACCUUCGCCAUAUUGUCAUCGAUGGCAGCAACGUGGCCAUGGUGCAUGGCCUCCAGCACUACUUCUCCAGCCGGGGCAUUGCCAUUGCUGUGCAGUACUUCUGGGACCGUGGCCACCGCGACAUAACUGUCUUUGUGCCUCAGUGGCGUUUCAGUAAGGACUCCAAGGUCAGAGAGAGUCACUUCCUGCACAAGCUGCAUUCCCUCAGCCUGCUCUCCCUCACUCCCUCCCGGGUCUUGGAUGGCAAGAGGAUCUCUUCCUAUGACGACAGGUUCAUGGUGAAGCUGGCUGAAGAGACCGAUGGGAUCAUUGUCUCCAAUGACCAGUUCCGGGACCUGGCAGAGGAGUCUGAGAAGUGGAUGGCAAUCAUUAGAGAGCGCCUGCUGCCCUUCACCUUCGUGGGAAACCUCUUCAUGGUGCCUGAUGACCCACUGGGGCGAAAUGGCCCUACACUGGAUGAGUUCCUGAAGAAGCCGGUCAGGGCACAGGGGUCUUCUAAGGCGCAGCAUUCUGCCAAGGGCUUCACAGAACACAGUAAUCAGCAGCAGGGGAGAAAAGAAGAGGAGAAAGGCAGUGGUGGCAUUCGGAAGACGCGGGAGACAGAGCGGCUCCGGCGCCAACUGCUGGAGGUGUUUUGGGGCCAGGAUCACAAGGUGGACUUCAUCCUGCAGCGGGAGCCGUACUGCCGGGACAUCAACCAGCUCUCUGAGGCCCUGCUCAGUCUCAACUUUUGAGCCUCACCUGUCUGAGUGACUGCCACCCCGUCAGCUCCAGCUUCAUCCAGCUCAGCUCAUUCUGUGAGGGUCCCUCUGCUGCUCAGACCCUGACCCAGUCUCACCCUGAGUUGGUGCUUUGUGUCAGGGAAGCACCAAGGAAGUGCAUUCGUGUGUGGGGAAUGCUCUUGCCUGGGGCACUUUGGGGACAGGUCUGUAAGGUGACCUGAUCUCACCUUGAGUCAGGACCUCAACCAGCUCUCAGGAGGUUCUGCUCAGCCUUAACUUCUUAACCUUGCUUUAUGCAGGGUUUCUGUAGGGAAUGGGGGCUGCUGGGAAGGGUGGGUCACGGAGAUGGGGACUGUCGGCCCCUCCUCCACGCUGAGCUGGGGAUGGAGGCUAGGGUGGGUGGGAGGGGAAUGUAGAACAGGUGGCCAGGAAGCUAAGCCUUUCCUCCUCCUGGCUGCUGCUCUGAUGGCCAGAGGACAGGACGAGUCCCAGGCCUGGCUGGGCUCCUGGGCGCAUCAAAGGGAAUGCUGGGCCCUGGAAAGGCUAGUGUUAUGGGGUCUGGGUCACAGUGGGGCAGCGGGGAGCUGGUGGAGAAGGCAGAGGGAGACUUGGCUUCUGGUCUCAGCUAUGCCUGCCUGUGACCUUGAUUGAUCUUGGUCUUUACUUCCGCCUACAAGUCAGGGGUAAAAAAGCCUGUUGGGAGGAGAGAUGAGAACGUGGAGGAAAGGUACUUGGACCAAGCCUCAGGUGUGUCUGUCUGUGGUUGCACAGGCUUCCUAACCAAAACCUCACUUUUAGAGAGCUGAGGGUCCUCUGUCCCCAGAACCUGUGCCCUAGAUGUUUUAACACUGCAUCCUCAGUAUAAUGAGCCCUAUAAUGGCUGCGUCCCUUUUGGGCAACCCCCCUCCCCCGCCAAAUCCACAUUUACAAAACGGUUAAUUAGGGGUGACUGUUUGCAUUACCAGAAAACUCUCAGGGUUCCUUCCUAUCAAUGGCAGCUCUCCUGUUGCAUUCAGGUGUUUGUUUACAGUUGAACGAAUGUGUCAGAAAGUCCGCAGUCCCCAGUUGAUGCACUUGCUCCAGCGUUGAGCAGUCACCAAACCAGUGAAGCCAUGUUCUGCGAGCAAAACGUUCAUGUGACCUGACCCUAGCAUCUUCUUUACAGAACAUACAUGUUGCAUAAAGCGAGACCCACUUCUGCUC